AUGACCACCGUGGGUUUCCUCUGGCUAGCGUAUAUCGAUAUCCUCGCCACCGUCUCUGCCAAAUCGCUGCGUGAGAUCACUUUUACGAUAUGCUUUCCCCGCGACGUGCACCACCAACUCGCUGAAGAUAGGAUAUUCCACUGGGCGGCCAUGGAACGCGCGCUGAGCCGCUUUGAGAGGCUGCAGACGGUGCGAUUUAACUUCCAGCUCAACGUGAACAUUAAGGAUGUGGGCUUGGAGGUGUACCAUGCGAAGCUCGCAGAAGCGGGGAGGGUUGUGGACACCAAGUUGCCUGCGUUGCGAGCCAGAGGCUUGCUCUCCUUUGGGGAGGCGCACCACGUCUAUGACCGGUAG
Messenger RNA from Sparassis crispa, 354 nucleotides. RefSeq lists its product as hypothetical. The record is from RefSeq and is a predicted model, not a curated record. The transcript has a single exon. NCBI's taxonomy places the organism in Eukaryota, Fungi, Basidiomycota, Agaricomycetes, Polyporales, Sparassidaceae. Bases 1 to 354 code for a protein of 117 amino acids.